Messenger RNA from Clonostachys byssicola, 876 nucleotides. NCBI's taxonomy places the organism in Eukaryota, Fungi, Ascomycota, Sordariomycetes, Hypocreales, Bionectriaceae. The record is from the annotation of a GenBank genome assembly.
AUGGACUGGGAAAGGUACCCUACUGUUCAAUUCGAUGGCCAACUUGUCGACGGCGACUUCUCGACAGUUGCCGCAAAUGACGACACGGAUGCUGACCAGCAAAUCGAAAUAAUCGAGCAAUGGGGGCCAUUAACUGACCUCAUUCUGAAAACAACCCGAGACGCGUGGGACGAGAGCCCGUAUUUUGACGCGUCAUCUCCCAGCGUCUUCCAGUCAUAUUGGCAACGCGUCUUCUCAGAGCUCCAUGCCUUUGUUGUCACGAAUAAAGACAUCCCUCAAUACGUCACUGAACCGCCUGUCAAGGGAUUCGAUGUUGAUGUUUUCGAUCAGCAUCCGAACUGCUGUCCUUGCGGCCUUCCCAGUGUCCCUCAAAAUAUCAAAAUCUUUCGCCCAGAUGGUGUAACUAAGGGCGAUUUCAUCAAGGCUGUGGGCACAUACCUCUACGGCGAUGCCCUCCCAAGGGUCUAUUCUCUUGAACACGGUAAACCCAUCCAGCCCACAGGCGUGAUGGUCUAUCAUAUCAACUGGAUGUCUCAAAGAAGCAGUACUGGAGGAACGGCCGCAUUUCCGUGCUACUUUGCUCCGGGUCAUCAAAUCGUGUCCGUCGUCUUGUAUUGCUGCUCGAAAGGGGAUUUCUUCAAGAACAAGGCGCAAGUGGAAGCAGAGAAGGAGGAGAGCCGAAAGAGGGCAGAAGAGCGCAGGAUGCAAAGAGAAGAGAAGGAGAAGGCUUCCGAAGGUAGCCAGAAGGAGACUGAGGAUCUGAGGAACGAGUUGCAUGAGAGAAAAAAGGAGGAAAGGCUCGGAAGAAAGCGGCAAGAGAAACUGCGUGACACGAGCCGGGCGGCGGAGAGAAGAUUUAUAAAUGCAGAUGAGUGA